GUUGACUAUUGAGGAUCCAUCCAUGAAAUGAAAUGAAGCUGUUGUUGAACAUUCUAAAUUACAAGAUCCAAAACCCAUAUAAAUAUUAUCAACAAAAUUGCUACGAGGUGUUGAUUGAAAAUGGAAGGUGUGAAGCUAAUUGCCACAACUCAAAGCCUGUUCUGCACAAGGAUUGAGUGGGCUCUAAAGCUCAAGGGUGUGGAAUACGAGUACAUAGAAGAAGACUUGAGAAACAAGAGUCCCAUCCUUCUCAAGUACAACCCUGUCCACAAGAAGGUGCCUGUGUUUGUGCAUGACGACAGAGCCAUUGCCGAGUCGCUUGUGAUCCUUGAGUACAUUGAUGAGACAUGGAAGGAGCACCCCUUGCUACCUCAAGACUCAUAUGACAGAGCCAUAGCUCGCUUUUGGGCUAAAUUUGCUGAUGAGAAGGUUGUGUUUGGAGCAUGGAGAGCUUGCACGGCAGCGGAAGGCGAAGAGAAGGAGACGGCAAUAGAGUCUGCACUAGAAUCACUAGCAUAUCUUGAGAAGCAGAUUGAAGGGAAGAAGUUUUUUGGUGGAGAAGAAAUUGGGUAUCUAGAUUUAGCAUUGGGAUGGAUACCUCACUGGCUGAAUACCAUGGAAGAAGCUGGAGGCAUGAAGCUACUUGAAGCAGAGAGGUUCCCAUCUCUGCAUGAAUGGGGUCACAACUUCAUCCAAAUUCCACUCAUCAAAGAAUGCCUUCCACCCAGAGAAAAGCUUGUCAACUAUUUGAACGCUAGCCUCACUUACUUGCGUUCAUUAUCAGCCAACAAACCCUGAUCUCAAUUAGUUGGCUUGGCUGCCAACAGAAGAGAAAAUAAAGAAACAUUUUUAUUUACAUCUGAAUCUGAUUACUGUUUUGAGUCUUACUACUGUUGCUAUUAUGUAUUGUUUUUACUUCCCAUUUGGGCUUGUGUCUUGCUUGUCUAUUUGUCUAAACUAGAAUUAAUGAUGCAUUAUCUUUCUGAAUGAAAAUCCAACUUUUGUGCUA
Messenger RNA from Prunus mume (Japanese apricot), 1009 nucleotides. Lineage: Eukaryota; Viridiplantae; Streptophyta; Magnoliopsida; Rosales; Rosaceae. The record is from RefSeq and is a predicted model, not a curated record.